AUGGCUUCCAAAUGCCUCCAGGCUGGUUUCUCUUCUGGGUCUCUCAAGAGCCCAGGAGGGGCUGGUGGGGUCUCGACUCGCGUGUCCACGAUGAAUUCCAGCAGCUCUUGCAAGCUCCCUGGUCUCUCUCGCGGGGCCCGGAGUUUCUCUGCGUGCUCCACCGGACUGGGCAGAAGCAGCUACCGGGCGGCCAGCAGCCUCCCUGCUCUCUGCCUCCCCGUCGGGGGCUUCGCCACCAGCUACAGCAUGGGUGGGGACUGGUUUGGGGAGGGCAUCCUCACUGGCCAUGAGAAGGAGACCAUGCAGUUCUUGAACAACCGCCUGGCCAGCUACCUGGAGAAGGUGCGCCAGUUGGAGCGGGAGAACUUGGAGUUGGAGGGCCGCAUCCGCGAGUGGUGCCAGCAGCAGGUACCCUUCAUGUGCCCUGACUACCAGUCCUACUUCAAGACCACCGAGGAGCUCCAGAAGAAGACCCUGUGCAGCAAGGCGGAGAAUGCCAGGCUGGUGGUACAGAUCGACAAUGCCAAGCUGGCUGCUGACGACUUCAGGACCAAGUAUGAGACGGAGGUGUCCCUGCGGCAGCUGGUGGAGGCUGACAUCAACGGGUUGCGCAGGAUCCUGGAUGAUCUGACCCUGUGCAAAUCGGACCUGGAGGCCCAGGUCGAGUCCCUGAAGGAGGAGCUGAUGUGCCUCAAGAAGAACCACGAGGAGGAAGUGAAUGCACUGCGCUGCCAGCUUGGUGACCGCCUCAAUGUCGAGGUGGACGCUGCCCCACCGGUUGACCUGAACCGAGUUCUGGAUGAGAUGAGGUGUCAGUAUGAGACCCUUGUGGAGAAUAACCGCCGGGACGCAGAAGACUGGUUUGACACCCAGACCGAGGAGCUGAACCAGCAGGUGGUGUCCAGCUCGGAGCAACUGCAGUCUUGCCAGGCGGAGAUCAUUGAACUGAGACGCACGGUCAACGCCCUGGAGAUUGAGCUGCAGGCCCAGCAAAGCAUGAGAGACACUUUGGAGUCCACCCUGGCAGAGACAGAGGCCCGCUACAGUGCCCAGCUGGCCCAGAUGCAGGGCCUAAUUACCAACGUGGAGGAACAGCUGGUCGAGAUACGCUGUGACCUGGAGCGACAGAGCCAGGAGUACCAGGUGCUGCUGGAUGUCCGGGCGCGGCUGGAGGGCGAGAUCGACACGUACCGGGGCCUGCUGGAGAGCGAGGACAGCAAGCUUCCUUGUAACCCAUGUGCCCCUGACUACUCGCCCUCCAAGCCAUGUGUCCCCUGCCUUCCUGUGGCCUCCUGUGGUUCUGGCACAGCUCGCACAACCUGCAGCCCCCACCCCAUCUGUGUGCCCUGCCCUGGGGGCCGGUUCUGA
Carlito syrichta (Philippine tarsier) is the source of this 1368-nucleotide messenger RNA. It is a transcript of the gene KRT35, whose product is annotated as keratin 35. The transcript has 7 exons. Bases 1 to 1368 code for a protein of 455 amino acids. Lineage: Eukaryota; Metazoa; Chordata; Mammalia; Primates; Tarsiidae. The record is from RefSeq and is a predicted model, not a curated record. Gene Ontology annotation, molecular function: structural molecule activity.